Molecule: messenger RNA, 951 nt
Organism: Magallana angulata
Lineage: Eukaryota; Metazoa; Mollusca; Bivalvia; Ostreida; Ostreidae
Product: microfibril-associated glycoprotein 4-like
Exons: 5
Coding region: 1-951 (316 amino acids)
Source: RefSeq, a predicted model, not a curated record
AUGAGUAUGUUGAGCAGUAUUCUUUGGGUUCUAUUCUGUGUCUGCCCAACGUCUAUAGCCACAGUACUAGUGAGUAAGCUAUACAUAGCGAACCUGGUUCAUGAUGAGAAACUAUUUAAUGAGUUUUUGGUGUUGCAGAGACCUUCUAGUAGCCUCGUUGAAUGCGCCUCUCUGUGUGGCCCGCAUUGUGUAUAUUAUGGGUUCAACAGCAAGACGAAGAAAUGUAGAAUUCACAGUUGUUCUGCACUAGUCGAUGCUGUGGAGGAGGCAGGCUGGAGAUACUAUGCUUCUAAUGACCCGGAUUAUAAACCUAAAGACUGUUUGGCGGUGUAUGGGACUGGACACAAAUGUUCUGGUGUUUAUGAAAUUUACCCAGCAGGGGGCGCUAGCACGGACGUCGUCUGUGACAUGGAAACAAAGGGAGGAGGAUGGACACUUAUUCAGAAUCGAUUUGAGGGAUCUGAAGGUUUUUUUAGAGACUGGCAGGAUUACAAAAGUGGAUUUGGUUCGGCUCCAGGCGAAUACUGGAUUGGUAAUGAUGUGAUUCACGAACUGACAAAAGCAAACACCAGCUCGUUGUACGUCACAAUAACACUCACAAACGGAACAACCUUGUUUGAGCUCUAUGAAACGUUCUCAAUUUCGAGUGAACCGGACAAUUAUACGCUAUAUAUUGGUGGAGAGGCCUCUGGCACUCUCGGUAACCAGAUGACUGAAACAGGAUAUUCACACACCGAUUUGAAUGGAAUGAUGUUCAGCACACCAGACAGAGAUAAUGACCGACUUGAUUUUAGUAAUUGUGCAUUCCUUCUUCGCGGAGGCUGGUGGUUUAACGCCUGUCAUAGUGCUUACCUGAAUGGGCCCUACAAGAUAUGGCAUGUACUUUGGGAUCCUCCAUUUAGAAACACAGACAAGGUCCAGAAAACAUCGAUGAUGAUAAGGCGGAGAUAA